Messenger RNA from Gadus morhua (Atlantic cod), 1776 nucleotides. RefSeq names its product ganglioside induced differentiation associated protein 1 (gene gdap1). Lineage: Eukaryota; Metazoa; Chordata; Actinopteri; Gadiformes; Gadidae. The record is from RefSeq and is a predicted model, not a curated record. Gene Ontology annotation, cellular component: mitochondrial outer membrane. The transcript is spliced from 6 exons. Gene Ontology annotation, biological process: mitochondrial fusion; mitochondrial fission. Bases 40 to 1131 code for a protein of 363 amino acids.
AGACUGCUCCAUCCUAGGUCAUAUACGAAGACAGAUAAGAUGGCGUCUGAGAAUAUCUCUGAGUCCCAAGAUGAGAAAUGCAUUCUUAUAAAGAAGAAUGCGUUUGAGGAAGCAUGCCAAGAGAUCGAAGAAUGCACAGAAAGCAAAAAACCAAAGCCCAAGUUGACGCUGUACCACUGGACGCAGUCAUUCAACUCCCAGAAGGUGCGUCUGGCCAUAGCGGAGAAGGGGCUGCUCUGCGAGGAGUAUGACGUGAGUCUGCCGCUCAGCGAGCACAACGAGCCGUGGUUCAUGCGCCUGAACCCAGCCGGGGAGGUGCCGGUCCUGGUGCACGGGGAGGAGGUCAUCUGCGACCCCACGCAGAUCAUGGACUACCUGGAACACAACUUCAAGGACGACGCAGACUGCCCCAGGCUGGUCCCCGAGGAGGGCAGCACCUACUACCACCGGGUGCAGCACUACCGCGAGCUGCUGGACUCCCUCCAGAUGGACGCCUACACCCACGGGUGCAUCCUGCACCCCGAGAUCACGGUGGACUCCCACAUCCCCACCUACGCAACCACGCGCAUCCGAGCACAGAUAGGGAACACAGAAUCCAAGCUGAAGCAGCUGGCGCUGGAGAACCCAGAGCUGAAGGAUGCGUACAUCGCAAAGCAGAGACGCUUAAAAUCCAAGCUGUUUGACCACGACAACAUGAAGUACCUGAAGAAGCUUCUGGAGGAGCUGGAGGGGGUGCUGGACCAGGUGGAGACGGAGCUACAGAGGAGGGCGGAGGAGACGCCAGAGGAAGGCGGCCAGGCGUGGCUGUGCGGAGACUUCUUCAGCGCGGCCGACGUCUCCCUCGCCGUCGCGCUGCACCGCCUCAAGUUCCUGGGCCUGUCGCGCCGCUACUGGGGCGACGGUAACCACGGCAACCUGGAGGCCUACUACGAGCGUGUUGUGGAGCGGCCGGCCUUCCGCCGGGUGCUGGGCAACGUCAACAACAUCCUGGUCUCCGCCGUGCUUCCCGUGGCGUUCCGCGUGGCCCGCAAGAACGCGCCCGCCCUGGUGGGCGCCACGCUGCUGCUGAGCCUUCUGGGAGGGGCGUCCUACCUGGCCUUCCUGUUCAUGAAGAGGAGACUGACUCUGUGAGGCGUCGGCGUGGCAACCCGCUCUUUGCCGUCGGCGACGGUGGUCGUCGGUGUGGUUGUUGUUGUUUGGGGGGCUUGGUGCGUGAGUGCGGCGGGUACGGGGGUAAUAUAUAAUGUAUAUAUCUGAUAUUGUCGUCCGAUACUGAUAUUGUAAAAUAGGCACAGAGUUAAAGGAUAUUAAUGUGGCAUGCGGUGUAAAGAGUUAUCUGAGUGUCGCUGUACUCACCAGCUGUCUACAGGGCCUGGCCGCUUGGUCGUUCAAAGCGCACUUUUUUAAGCCGUCCCCCCUUCCAGUUCAUGCAUUAAACCCCCUCCACAUAGACACAGUGGUAUUGAUAAUAGUGACUCUGUUUAAAUAGGCUUAUCAUUGCGAAAUGUCCAUAAAAUUCUACGAUGACAAUAUUAACCUUGGAGCUCAAAAUACCUGCUAAAUCACAGUCUGUUAGUGUCUGCCUGAUGUGAAGUCUGCAAGAAUAUAUUAGACCCUUAAGGAUGAUCCUGAAGUUAAACAUAACACGCUGUCAAAGUCUCUAUCCUACAUUACCCCUCUCUCAACUACCGAUGUAGUUGUACGAGCCUUCUUUCACCUUCACUUGGCCUUCUCUCCAGCUCAUACUGCUCUGAAAUUAAACAAAUCAUAAGAUAA